Molecule: messenger RNA, 1390 nt
Organism: Brachypodium distachyon (stiff brome)
Lineage: Eukaryota; Viridiplantae; Streptophyta; Magnoliopsida; Poales; Poaceae
Product: very-long-chain 3-oxoacyl-CoA reductase 1
Exons: 4
Coding region: 181-1191 (336 amino acids)
Cellular component (GO): endoplasmic reticulum
Molecular function (GO): ketoreductase activity
Source: RefSeq, a predicted model, not a curated record
GAUGAGAACAACUAACACCACCCCAUAUCGCAUGGUAGGGAAUAUUUCCCCGUUCCGGAAUACUCCAUAUUGAUUGAUGACAACAACCAACACACCAUAUAACAGCACUUGCAUCUAGCUAGCAAACUGUCAUUCAGCGAGCGUGAAGAGGAGAAGAGAGUCGUCGACACGCGAAUAAGAAUGGCUGGCGCCCUGCACCAGCAUCAACAAGAGCUUGCGCAGGAUCAGCCGGCAAUGGCAUGGUGGUUCCUCUCGCUGGCCUUCCUCGGAGCCCUCUACGCGGCGGCAUUCGCGUCCCGCCUCCUCGUGUCCCUCACGCUGCUCUGCCUGCACCCGCCCAAGCCCAAGGACCUCCGCUGCUACGGCCCGUGGGCCGUGGUCACCGGGCCGACGUCCGGCAUCGACCGGUCCGUCGCCCUGGAGCUCGCCCGCCGGGGCCUCAACCUCCUCCUCGUUGAGGUCGCCAAUCUCCAGGAGAUCUCCGACGCGGUCAGAUCUCGGUAUGCCGUGAAGACCGCGGCCGUCGUGUCGGACCUGUCGCUCGACGUCGCCACUCCCCAGGGGGCCGAGGCGGCGCGGCGGCUCCAGGACGCGGUGGAGGCGCUGGAUGUGGGGGUUCUCGUGAACAACGCCGGGGUGGUGACUCCCGGCGCGGUGUUCUUCCACGAGGCCGACGUGGAGGAAUGGAUGAGGAUGAUCCGGGUGAACCUGUGGGGGUUAACGGAGGUGACCGCGGCGGUGCUGCCCGGGAUGGUGCGCCGGGGCAGGGGCGCCGUGCUCAACAUGGGCUCCGCCUCCUCCGAGGCCAUCCCUUCCUUCCCGCUCUACACCAUCUACACCGCAACCAAACGCUACGUUGCUCAGUUCUCCAGCAGCCUUUACGCUGAGUACAGCAAAGGGAUAGAUGUGCAAUGCCAGGCGCCGUUCUUCGUGGCGACCACGAUGGUGACGGGCUUCUCCGGGAUCUGGCGCCCGUCGGCGUUCGUGCCCACCCCCGACGCCUACGCGCGCGCCGCGGUGCCCUGGAUCGGGCUGGGCCGCGGCGGCCCACUCUGCGUGCCCAACCUUAGCCACCGCAUUCUGUGGUGCCUUCUCGCCGCCGUUCCAGGCUCCAUUCACGACUGGGUCUGCCUGCGCGAGCAUCUGCGGCAGAGAAGAAGCAUGUUUCGAAAGGCGGCGUCGUUGCGUUGAGGGCGUCAAACGUGCGUGGAGUACGUGCCAGCAGCAAGUAAGCAUAACUGCUUUGGUUACCGUACAAGCAAAUUGGGUACACGCAACAUGGAAACAUGUACUUAUUGCAGAGUGCCUUUUUUUCGAGAAAAAAAAUACGGCUCAUAUUUUUUAUGUAAGGCAACCUUUAUUAGUAUUAUGGAAUAGCCAGUUGUAAACC